This is a messenger RNA of Vanessa tameamea, 1469 nucleotides long. RefSeq names its product RILP-like protein homolog (gene Rilpl). The coding region runs from base 98 to 1219 and encodes 373 amino acids. The transcript has 9 exons. NCBI's taxonomy places the organism in Eukaryota, Metazoa, Arthropoda, Insecta, Lepidoptera, Nymphalidae. The record is from RefSeq and is a predicted model, not a curated record.
CUUGAAUUCAGUAAUAAUGGCGCACUUGCGAAAGGUGGAGACCUUUCUGUAAAGUUAGUUUAUUUGGUGAGGUGGAGUGAAAACAAGGUGAUUUUUAAUGCCGUACCGCAGGCGCUUUUCCGCGAAAAUGCCAGACUUCGACGACGAGGUAACCGUUGUUGAUGUAUACGAUUUGGCGUCGGAUAUUGGAAAGGAAUGUGAAAUAAUUAUCGAGAAAUACGGCCCUGAAGCCGUAACAGCUCUGCUGCCGAAGGUGAUAAAUGCGCUUGAACUAUUAGAAAAUUUGGCUGUACGUAAUGAGAAGGAAAAUCAGGCUUUGCACGAAUUAACAGCAAAGAUAUCACAAUUAGAAAAUGAUAAGAUCGAGAAGGCUGAGUACAGGCAACGUUUCGAAAAGGAAAUUGAAGCGAUUGAAGAACAAUGGCGUACGGAAUCGGCCGAGCUGGUUACGGCUGUAUCACGCCUGCAGGAUGAAAACAAGCGCUUGAGGCGUACUAUAAACUCGCCUGCGGAUGGUUCUAGCGCUCCACCGUCACCGGCACGGGAACACGACCAAGAGGUGCUUUCACGACUGAGCAGUACUGCUGAGAAACAGAGAGCCACUCUCCGUCACCAGGAAUUACAGCUGCAAGAGAAACAGCAACUCAUUGAUAGCUUGACGAGUCAAGUGGAGAAACUAGCGCAGGUCAGCCGUGAUCUCCGACGAAAACAUAAGCAACUACAAAAUCAGAUGCGUCUAGUAUGUGAGGAACGCACCGAGCUGACCGCAAUAGUCCAAUCACAACAGCGUGAUAUCGCCGUCCUUCAGCAAUCAGAUGCACAGAAUAAGAAGUGCACUUCAUGUGGGGUGGCGCUACCGGACGGUGGGGAUGACGAAGAUCAGUCUUCGAAGCCGACGUUCAGCGUGCGUGAGCUCCGCGCCAUAUUACACGAGAGGAACGAACUCAAACUCAAGUUGAACCGCGCCGAGGAGCAGCUGCAGGCGCUGCAGGCCGAGCCGCAAGCCGACAGCUCGGACGCGUCCCCGUCGCCGCCGUCGCUGGGCGCGGGCGCGGAGGAGGACGAGGCGCCCGUGCAGGGCCCGCUGCCCGCCGAGCCCGACGACGCGCCCUGGAAGCGCAACAGCGGCAUCCGGAAGUUAUUCUGGUUGGCGCUGACUACCCGCCACGAAGGUCGCCGGUCACCACCGCCGAGGAUCUCUUUCGGCCCUUGGUACUGAUUCGUGGAAUCAAGUUUUCGCAAGCUCUUUGCUGAGUCUGAUAUCGCCGUGGGCGGGUUCCCGCGCCGGCCGCUGUCGGCGCUGGGCAAGGGCGCCGCCCCCGCCGGCGCCGCCUCCGCCCCCGCGUAGACACUCGGACCCCGCCCCCGACCCCGCCCCCGCACGCCCCGCCCCGCAGACAUUACACAGACGCUUCUCCGAAAUACGGGCCGUCCGGCCGGAGCUCGACCUCCGGCGAGAACUGCUGCAG